AUGGCAUCUUCAAACUCUGGCAACUGUAAUUCCAGUUCAAAAAAUUCUAAAUUCAAUUCUAUUUUAAAUUCAAGGUCGAAAAAUUCUUCAAACAUUUUACAAGUUAAAGACAAACCUACAUACUCGCAAUUAAUAAGUGAGAAUGCAAAAACAAAUAAAAAAUGGUAUGAUGUAAAAAUAAAAAAUUCCAAAAAUAUCAGUAUAGCUCAUAAAAAACCAAGGUCUCGUAUUCCAAUUAAGUGUAAAAUUCAAUGCCCACAAACUUCAUGUUGCAUUCGUAUUACUAACUUAUCCAGAAGAAUUACCGUAGAUUUCCUUUAUGAAAAUUUUUCUGAAUUUGGAACAAUAAAAAAACUAGAUCUACACUUCAACCAAUAUGAUAGAUUUUCCAAAGGAUUUUCUUACAUAAUGUUUUCYUCUCCAGAAGAAUCUAAAAAUGCUGUAAGAACUAUGGAUGAAUGUGAAAUUGAUGGAUAUGUAAUWACGUGCAAACAAUGGUUCUUACCAUAUACAGAAUACUGUGUAAGUUCUAUACUUCGUGGUGCUUGCAGUGCAGAUGAAAUCCAAAGAUAUUCACCAACACACCUAUCACCAACUUAUUAUAUUAUACAACAUUCUUCUCAACUAGAUAGAUUGAAUUCUCAUACUGGAUCUCGUUUUCAUUCUCUAAUGUAUUAUGAUAAUAUACCUCCAAACAAAUCUCUCACUGGGUCUUCAAGAAUUUCAAGUUCUAGAUCUCCGAGGCAAUCUAGAUCAAGAUCUCGUUCUAAUUCCUUAACAAUACAUCAUUCUAAAUCUAAAAAAAAAACUCAUAAUAGAUCUUGUAAUAUCAAAACAUAUUCAAAAAGUUCUCAUCAUAGAUCUUCUAGAAAGCCAUAUAAGUUUUAUUAA
Molecule: messenger RNA, 891 nt
Organism: Diuraphis noxia (Russian wheat aphid)
Lineage: Eukaryota; Metazoa; Arthropoda; Insecta; Hemiptera; Aphididae
Biological process (GO): mRNA splicing, via spliceosome
Cellular component (GO): ASAP complex; cytoplasm; nucleoplasm
Molecular function (GO): RNA binding
Source: RefSeq, a predicted model, not a curated record